Durusdinium trenchii is the source of this 936-nucleotide messenger RNA. Lineage: Eukaryota; Dinophyceae; Suessiales; Symbiodiniaceae. The record is from the annotation of a GenBank genome assembly.
AUGUUGCUUUUUGAGACGUACCAAAAUCGGAGCCCCGUAACGCUCCUGAAUCGGAAGCCUAAAGCAGCGCACAAUGCUCAGUGGUUUUGUGCACGUUCUUGUUUGCCACUUUCGUUGUGCUUAGAUGAGGAUGAUUCAGGACGUUCAUCACUUGUGACUUCACCGGAGGUUUUUGAUGGAGAGGUCAACUCAAUACGCUUUGAAUCAACCAGUUCAACACAUGAAUCUAAGAGGAUGGCAUUGGGACGAGGACAUGUUUUGGUAUGGAGACCUGAUGAAGUGAUAGACGAUUCAACUCUUGAGCUUUUGAACGCGGACCUUGGAUUUCUUGGUAUGCAAGAGGAAGUCGAAAACCUAGAACAUUGUAAAACGGGUGUUUUGCUUCACGAAGCUGAAGUAGAAGCAAUCAAACGAACAGACAACAGCAGUCGCAUCGUAGCCUCGCGAUGGGUUUGUGCGCGAAAGAGUGACACACGUGUAAGGUGUAGGAUGGUUGGUAAAGAUUUCAACCAUGGCGGCUCAGCUAGGCAAUUGGGACACUCGAGCCCAACACCUUCGAACGAGAGUAUGCAUUUGCUGUUGUGUUUGGCAGGGUUGAAAGACUUCAGAUUGUGGACGCUGGACAUUGCGCACGCGUUCAUGCACAGUCCACUACCGGAAAACCAGUUGGUCAUCUUGAAGUUGCCUUUGAGCAUCAGUCACCUUGAUGGUUCCGUCGCUUAUUUAAGGCUACAGAGAGCCCUAAAUGGAUUGCGAGACGCAUCCUUGCACUGGCUACGACUCUUAGGCAACACGAUCACUUCAGUCGUGGAUGAGAAUGGCCAACAUCUGGGAGAGGAUUUCAUGAGACAUCGACUGACAUUGGGGUUGGCACCGCUUGAAGGAUCUCCUUUACUCAAUUUUCACGUUUGUCUCGUCUUCGGCUGGAUUCUGUAA